Stereum hirsutum FP-91666 SS1 is the source of this 759-nucleotide messenger RNA. RefSeq lists its product as uncharacterized. The record is from RefSeq and is a predicted model, not a curated record. NCBI's taxonomy places the organism in Eukaryota, Fungi, Basidiomycota, Agaricomycetes, Russulales, Stereaceae. The coding region runs from base 1 to 759 and encodes 252 amino acids. The transcript is spliced from 3 exons.
AUGUUUUCCACAGUGUCCCUAGUACGGUCUUCCAGUCUGGCCUUGAAAGCGACUGCUUUCUCUUUUUCCCUGGGCUACACCGUUCAAUCCCGACACCAGUCUUCUACCAGCAAGUUUAUUCUACGUGAACCUCCCUCCUCUGCUUCUCGAGUUGCACCUACGCCUCUAGUAUUUGUCUCUUCCUCAUCCUGGGAUCGUAAUUCAGACAAGGGUAUGAUGGCAAUGUCAUCUAUGUUCGCCGAACGCGGUUUCACGACCAUGGAAAUCGAUCUCUCGUAUCCUCCACAGGAUUCUCAGGCCUCCCACACAUCAGAAGGGAUAAUGAAACACUUUGAAGACGAACUACGAGCGCAAUUACGUUUCGCAUCGGCCUCUCCAGGCCCAUUCCCUCCCAUCAUCUUCUCUCGCUCCGCAGGUGCCCUCAUCUCACAGACAUAUAUAUCAUCCAACCCAGCCUCCGGUCUCGUCCUGAUCUCACCGCCGCCCACGAACGCAUCCUUACAACCGCGGUCUGAUUCUCUCGACCUCGAGAACGCGCGCCUCCCGACACCAUUAAACGAGUUUGACUACGAACCGAAAUUUCCGCUGGCUGUUGUUGGCACACAGGACGAGAUUGAGACUUUUAGGAAGGAAAGCAGGCUAGGCCGAGCUGUCGGGAGAAGAGGAAGUGUUGAUUUACUUGAGGUACGAGAUGGGAACGUGGAAGGACAGGAAGCUAUGGUGAAGAUUGAACAAUGGCUGGACGAAAUUGGAGUUUAA